AUGAUUGCCAGUGCGAUGCGGUUCGCUGGCCCGGUUUCUGAACAAAACUUUGCAAAAGCAGAUGCAUGGGCAGAUGCCUCGAUUGGGAUCUUGCUUCCACGUAUCUACCAAGGAUUUGGAGCAUUGCAGCUUAUGAAUGAUGCAGAUGAUGUCCUUGCACUCAUUCGACCUAUAACCGAUGGUGGUCGGUAUGGCUUCCAUACCAUUGAUGAGAACUCAUUUCGUCUACAGCUUCCUUGUGAUCAAGCUAGCUUCCUAGGCAACGAGAGAGUCACCACGGAACCUCUGUUCCCCUGUCCAAACGAUUCGCAAAACAUUGCCAGUAAAAACACUUAUCAUGCGUCCCUCGACAUGUCGGCAUAUCUUCUUCGAACUGCAGCUGCGCGUCGCAGAGCCCUGCAUUUUGCCUUUCGCGCUUCGCACGAGGAAGGGGCCAUUGAAACGAUGACGGCGGAGCUUUCAACUCUCGAGGCAGAUAUUGAAUCAGUCAUCAAAGGUCUUCCGAAACGAUUCCACUUCAACACUGACAAUGUGUGUAUCCACCGAGAUCGACUGACAAUGUUUAUUCUCAUGCAUAUUCUGCGUCACAACCUUUUCAUUGCUCUGGGCCGAGCUGCUCUCCUUAUUCAUCAACGAGAUCCAGCUAGAUCGGAUCUCAUGAUUCAAGUACGACGCAAAAGAAUCUUGCACGCCCUGCCGAUCGCAGGGUUGGUCUCAGAAGGGCUCAGGGCAGGUAUUGCUUUUGAUCCCCAUAUUGGUGUACAUGCAUAUGUUGCCCUGGAAAUUCUUCUUUUUGAGCCACGCCGCUUGGCGGAGACUGAUUCGCAUGUUAAACUCAAAGCACCCGAAAUAACAGAAGCCAUUCCUCAUUUGUUAAUGGUUAUUAGAGAGCUUGCAAGCCGCUCUGACAUCAUGAAUCAUUUGAAGCACAUCGAGGCAGUUCAUCGGCUUCUCCGCUGUGAUUACAAGCAUCUUGUCAAUCAAACCGAUAUCAAUGCAUUUCGAAGUGAGUAUCGCAUAGUUGGUCAAGAUGCUGCGGAGUAUGAUUUUCGUGACUUCCGCUGGGCCAGGUUAGAAAGAAUACUCCGAGGCGCUCAGCCAUCUGCCAAUUAUAAUGGCGAUGAAGUGUUACUCGAGUACAGAACAGGUGCAGAGGCGGUUGUCCCCUCGACAGCCCCGUCUCCACAACUUGAUGCCAUGGAUGUUAAUAGCUCCCUUUCCUCGUCUUGUACAGCAACACAUCCGCCAGAAUCAGAUGUAUGGAGUACCCCUGCUCUUCAAUACGUCAACGAAAGUGGCACAGACCAACAUCUAGUGUCAGACUGGGGAGCAGGAGAUUCUGAGGCUCAAAGGUAUCCUCAUUCUGAUCUUUCGCUUGAUUGGCCCUGGCUGCUGGAGGAGUCGGGACACUUGGGGUAUCAAACUGGAGAUCCUACAAUCUUUUGGAGUCAAUUGGAGCGUAUUUGA
Molecule: messenger RNA, 1467 nt
Organism: Penicillium nucicola
Lineage: Eukaryota; Fungi; Ascomycota; Eurotiomycetes; Eurotiales; Aspergillaceae
Exons: 7
Coding region: 1-1467 (488 amino acids)
Cellular component (GO): nucleus
Source: RefSeq, a predicted model, not a curated record